GUGAUGAACAGGAAGUGUUGUUCCACCUGUGUGUGCAGGUAAACAGGUAAACAGGUGAGGCUGCGAUGUGACGCUGUUUGUCCACGCAGACACGGACAUUAACGGUAAUCUAAGUCAAAGGAUCGUUAAUCGUUAGUAAUCGUCGUUAAUCGUUGGUGGGCGAUGGAUAAACUGAAGUCGGUGCUCAGUGGAGAAGAAGCGCGUCGAGAAGACAGGACCGUGUUAGAGACUGUAAAUGAAGCCUCGUCGCUGAGCUGGGCCACGCGCAUCAAAGGCUUCGUGGCGUGUUUCGUGGUGGGAGCCGCGUUCACGGUGCUGGGGGUGUGUGUUCUCUUCCUCCCCAGAAUCGGCCUCACGCUCUUCAUCGUCUUUUACACCUUUGGAAAUCUUUGUGCUCUGGGCAGCACCAUGUUCCUCAUGGGACCGCUCAAACAGCUGAAGAGGAUGUGCGAUAAAACCCGAGCACUCGCCACCACCAUCAUGAUUACCUGCCUGGUGUUGACUCUCUGCGCCGCCUUCUGGUGGAAAAACUUUGGACUGGCUUUGUUAUUUUGCAUCUUACAGGUGUUAUCAUUUACCUGGUACAGUCUGUCGUACAUCCCCUGUGUGAGAGAAGCCCUUUUAAAGAUGUUGGCCACGUGUAUGAAGUGAGUUGAAGCUUCAGGCUGGAUGACGUGAAGGGGGCGGAGUCUCUUUACUGACGUGUCUGCUGCGACGCCCCCUGCUGUUCACACAUGAAGACACAUUUUACGUCUAUUGCUGUUUCCUCUUCUUGUUUUUACCUCAUUCUCUAAAAGAAUCAGACAUGACUGAGAUUUAAGUCUGAGGGAAAAAAGUCUAACUUUAAAGAUUCUAACUUUAUUCUUAGAAAAGUCUGAACUCUGAGAGAUUUAAGUCAGAAUUCUGACGUUAGUAACAGAUUAGAAUCAUGUUUUUUUCUCAGAAAUUAGAUUGAAUUCUAACUUUAAUCUCAGAUUACUUAGAAAAAACUCCAGAACUCUUAACUUUAAUCUCAGAAAUCUGAUUUAUAAUAUUUUAUAGAGUUUUGAAGAUUAAGAAUAUUAAAGUCUGAAUUGUGCGGUUUGUAUUGUCGUUAGAAAUCUGAGAUUAGAUUCAGAGUUCUGAUUUAAUCUCCAAUUUCUGGGUGGAAAAAGUACUCUGAGAGAUUCAAGACAGACAUUUGUGAGAUUAUGAUUCUGUUUUUUUUCUCAGAUUCUGACUUUGAUCUUCGAAUUUUGGCUUUUUUAAAUUACAUUUGUAACAUAUGUAAAUGUUUGUAAUAAAUAAAUGUUAAUGUUUUA
Molecule: messenger RNA, 1301 nt
Organism: Solea solea (common sole)
Lineage: Eukaryota; Metazoa; Chordata; Actinopteri; Pleuronectiformes; Soleidae
Gene: sft2d2a
Product: SFT2 domain containing 2a
Exons: 8
Coding region: 163-651 (162 amino acids)
Biological process (GO): vesicle-mediated transport
Cellular component (GO): membrane
Source: RefSeq, a predicted model, not a curated record